AUGUUCGAAGCAGGAUAUGAACAAUACCUGCCCAUUGAGAGAGUUAUAAUCCAUCCAAAUUAUAGCUUUUGGACCGCUGACUUGGCUCUUAUACAUACAUUCGCAGGCAUGAUGUCCGAUAAACCCGGACGUAUUGUACCUUUGGCGAACGAAAAGACAAAUACACCAGUUCUGUCGAAUGUAGUAGUUUUUAGCUGGAAUCCUUACAAGUUGAAUGACACUACUGGAUUACGGACUCUUUCAACUAUCAACAUAUUUCUUGAUAAGAAAAAAAGACUGAGGCAGCGUCGAAAACGAAUUAAAGCGAAAUUAAGACAAAACACGAUGGAUGAUGGAGAUCAAAUCAAGUAUAAUCCUAAGGAGUCGUCGUUGGAAGCACGUUCUAGAUAUCGUCACCAAAAUAUAAGGGACAGUCACAGUAACGUGAAACACUUUAACAGUAAGACUGAACAAUUAAGCUGGGAAAGGCAGAAGGAUAAUUUUGAAAGAGUUUCUAUAAAAGAGCGUAUAACUCAAAGGAACAGAUAUACAAAGAAACCGUAUGGUGUUAUGCCGUACCAUAAAAAUGGUUGGAGAAGGAAAAUAGGGGAUCAAGCGAACUCUGGAGCACCAGCCAUGCGUCGCGGCCAUUUACUUGCAGUGACAAUUGCUGGAGUAGAUUUUGAAGGAGAGAGAGUCGCUAUUGGAAUAAAAAUUUCUUGUUUCUGUUCUUGGAUAUCAGAGAAUAUUCCUAAAAGUGGCACCAAUUUGGUAUGCUGUAAGAACUGUUGCGACAAAAAAGAAGACAUUGAUUACAACAGCCAAUAUAUCAAACUAAAAGCAAGCAAGUGA
This is a messenger RNA of Danaus chrysippus (African queen), 831 nucleotides long. The record is from the annotation of a GenBank genome assembly. Lineage: Eukaryota; Metazoa; Arthropoda; Insecta; Lepidoptera; Nymphalidae.